Messenger RNA from Phaethon lepturus (White-tailed tropicbird), 1060 nucleotides. RefSeq names its product toll-like receptor 8. Gene Ontology annotation, biological process: toll-like receptor signaling pathway; positive regulation of interleukin-6 production; canonical NF-kappaB signal transduction. Gene Ontology annotation, cellular component: plasma membrane. The record is from RefSeq and is a predicted model, not a curated record. Gene Ontology annotation, molecular function: pattern recognition receptor activity. Lineage: Eukaryota; Metazoa; Chordata; Aves; Phaethontiformes; Phaethontidae.
AUGCCGGGAAUCCGAGACUUUGCUGAGCCCGGCAGUGACCAGACCUACCGGGAAUUAGUAGCUGCUGGCUUAACAGAAUCGGGGAAAUUACAUCCCAAUAGCAAUCCGCACAAGUAUCUAAACCUCAUACAGUCUUUUUUUUCUCUAGUAUCUUCAAAAUGAUUAAAUCUUCCAUGUUACAUUUUUGAAGACCUAUCUGAACAUCACGCAAAAACUCUGUUUCCCUUUAAAAAGAUAUUGUGUUUGAAUUUGUCUCUUAAUAGCAUUAGUCAAGCUCUGAAUGGUACCAAUUUUAGUUUCCAACCUAAUUUGAAAUAUUUAGAUUUCUCCAGUCAUAAACUGGACUUAGUGAUUGAAGAGUUGACAAGGGGAGGCACUCUUCUGGAACUCAUACUUACAAAAAAGGAAGAACUGAUCAAGGAUGUGAAGGUCAGGGGCAACCUUGACUGCAGUGACCAUGAGAUGGUGGAGACCAGGAUCCUGAAUCAAUAUAAAAACCUUUGUAGACUGGUGUAUCUUGACACAUCCCACAACAAACUUCAUAAUAUUCCCCACCAGUAAAUCCUUGAUGGUCCACAGCAAUUAUCUAAACUAUUAUUAAACAAUGAUGAACUACAGUGCUUUUUGAACAGCGACUAUAGUCUUAAACCCUCAAAUAAAGCAUCUAAGCUGAAAAGUAAAAUUCUAGUAUAUGAUAAUCUUGCCAACAGCAUUCCCUCCUUUCAGGUACUUUUGCUUCAACAUAACAAGUUAUCCCAACUUGCUGAUGGACUUUUUUGUGAUGCCAGCAGUAAUCCUUCUGAGUGUGCCUGUGCAAUUCCUGAUUUCUCGAAAUACCUGUAUGUAAAUGUUAAUGUAAGCAUCCCAUGACUGGCAACUGAUCUCAUCUCCCUGCUUGACAAAGUGGCUCUGAGUCCACGGUCACACAAAACACUCCCUACCAACACACACAUUGCACAGGACACCCAAGAGGUAGCGGUAACCAACAGGGAAAACUCCGAGCUUCAGUUGGCCUGGAGGAAAAGGGUUCCUGCCAUGCAUGGAGGAAAGGGUCUGGGAG